Messenger RNA from Onychostruthus taczanowskii (white-rumped snowfinch), 1736 nucleotides. RefSeq names its product transmembrane protein 121 (gene TMEM121). The record is from RefSeq and is a predicted model, not a curated record. The transcript has a single exon. Bases 1 to 939 code for a protein of 312 amino acids. Lineage: Eukaryota; Metazoa; Chordata; Aves; Passeriformes; Passeridae.
AUGGUGCUGCCGCCGCCCGACAAGCGCCACGUCUGCCUGACCACCAUCGUCAUCAUGACCAGCAUGGCCUUCAUGGACGCCUACCUGGUAGAGCAGAACCAGGGACCCCGCAAGAUCGGCGUCUGCAUCAUCGUGCUGGUGGGGGACAUCUGCUUCCUCAUCGUGCUGCGCUACGUGGCCGUGUGGGUGGGCGCCGAGGUGAAGACGGCCAAGCGGGGCUAUGCCAUGAUCCUGUGGUUCCUCUACAUCUUUGUGCUGGAGAUCAAGCUGUAUUUCAUCUUUCAGAAUUACAAAGCAGACAAGAAGAACCUGGAGACGGUGGCCAGGAAAGCUCUGACCCUGCUGCUCUCCAUCUGUGUGCCGGGGCUCUACCUGGUGCUGGUGGCCUUGGACAGCAUGGAGUACAUACGGACCUUUCGGAAGAAAGAGGACUUGCGGGGACGCCUCUUCUGGGUGGCCCUCGACCUGCUGGAUAUCUUGGACAUCCAGGCCAACCUGUGGGAGCCACACAGGACCGGCCUGCCCAUCUGGGCAGAGGGGCUCAUGUUCUUCUACUGCUACAUACUCCUCCUAAUCCUGCCUUGCGUGUCCCUCAGUGAGAUCAGUAUGCAAGGGGAGCACAUUGCCCCGCAAAAAAUGAUGCUCUAUCCCGUCCUCAGCCUGGUCACCAUCAACAUUGUCACCAUCUUCAUCCGGGCCAUCAACAUGAUCUUGUUCCAGGACAGCAGGGUCUCUACCAUCUUUAUCGGCAAGAACAUCAUCGCGAUCGCCACCAAGGCGUGCACCUUCCUGGAGUACAAGCGGCAGGUGAAGGAGUUCCCGCAGAACGCCAUCGCCUUGGAGCUCCAGCAGAAUUCCCUCUCGCACAACCAGACCAUCCACAGCGCACAGGGCAUCCCCCACGAGCCGUCGCCCACCAGCGAGAUCCUGGACACAUGAGGGGUCCCCAGCCCAGCGUUGGUUCAGAUGGCCCCGUGCUGAGCGGAAGAGGGAUGAUGCUGCUUUCCUGCUGCGUGGUGCAAGCACGACAGACAAAUCCCGGCAGUGAGGGCUCUUCUAGGCACAAAAACACCAACGGCGUUCUAAUUGAGCUAUGGAGUGUCCUCUAGACGUCUUCAUCUCAGGUACAACCCUAGGAGUCCUCCAGACAAACCAAAUGGACUUGCAAAGGACCUGAACCAGCUGACCCUCUCUCCCCCUCCUGCCACCAUCUCCCCUCCUGAGCAAAGACUGCUAAGGUUGCAAUGUCCCUUUUUAAUCCCUGAGCACCUCACCUUUACUCCAAGCCUGGAUCGAAGAUUUUGUUACUGGAGACCUUUAUACGGAGUGGGACAAGGGCAUAGGGCUGCGGACUGGGGGGAGGGUGGGGCGUUUGAAGCAGUAAACCCUGUGAUCGUAGAUGUCUCUUAUCUCCAAUGGUUGUGUUUACAGUUUCCUAUUUAUAUCGGCUCCGGGGGCUCUCAGGCUGCCCUGUGGGCCAGUGUCCUCGAGGUGGGCGAGAGCAGGGACCCUGCAGUGGGGAGUGGGGCUGGGCUGGCGUGGCUGCCCUGGCCCGGGCUGAGGAGGACUGAGCCUCCACCAGCGCCCUGCACCAACCCUGCCGGGAGCAAUAUCUAUGAGCUAGAGCUAAUCUAAUGCUGGUGUUUUAUGUAUUUCAUUCACUCCAAACGACUCAGCACAAUAUUUCUAUUUUUAGAAGCGUCCCUCUUUCUCUCUCUCCUGCCAUCGAGAGCCUC